This is a messenger RNA of Stomoxys calcitrans (stable fly), 3458 nucleotides long. It is a transcript of the gene Mtr4, whose product is annotated as exosome RNA helicase MTR4. Gene Ontology annotation, biological process: RNA catabolic process; maturation of 5.8S rRNA. Gene Ontology annotation, molecular function: ATP binding; RNA binding; RNA helicase activity. The transcript has 3 exons. Gene Ontology annotation, cellular component: nucleus. NCBI's taxonomy places the organism in Eukaryota, Metazoa, Arthropoda, Insecta, Diptera, Muscidae. Bases 174 to 3260 code for a protein of 1028 amino acids. The record is from RefSeq and is a predicted model, not a curated record.
UUUAAUCAGUGAAAGUCGACUUCGACUUUUUUACACAAAAGUCGAUUAAUCGAUUAGUCGAAAGACGACUUUUAGAACCCUAGCGUGGUUUGGAUUUUGUUAAAUUCUUGCGAAUAGAAAUAAUUUAGUAAUUUUCACGAAUAAGAAACAGAAUAUUUAAGCUGUCGACAGCUAUGGCCGAUGUGGACGAUUUGUUUAAUUGUUUUAAUGACGAAGACGGAGGUGAAUCUUUGGAGCCACCGGUAGCUAUACCGGAUAAACCCAUAGUUGAUCAGGAUGAUGAGAAUAUGGAGACACAUAAAACUGCCGAAAAGCGUCCUCUGGCCCCAAUAGAUGUCGAAGGAGAGGCUGAAAGCAGCAAGCGGUCUAAAACGACCGAAUCAAUUUUGGAUGACAUUUGUGUAGAUGCCUUACGAUCACGGAUUGCUGUACAUGUGAUUAAAUCUCCAGAAUCAUGUACCCAUGAAGUGGCUGUUUAUCCAGGCCAAGAUUAUGUACCCUUGCAGCCAUUUAGUGGAACUCCGGCGAAGGAGUAUCCUUUUGUUUUGGAUCCCUUUCAAAAAGAAGCAAUUCUCUGUAUAGACAAUCAACAGAGCGUAUUAGUAUCAGCCCAUACAUCGGCUGGUAAGACUGUAGUUGCCGAAUACGCGAUUGCCAAGUCACUGAACUGCAAACAACGUGUUAUUUACACCACCCCCAUUAAGGCUUUAUCCAACCAAAAAUAUCGAGAAUUUAGUGAGGAAUUCAAAGAUGUAGGAUUGGUCACGGGUGAUGUUACUAUCAAUCCCUCAGCUUCUUGUCUCAUCAUGACUACGGAAAUUUUACGUAAUAUGCUAUAUCGCGGCAGUGAGAUUAUGCGUGAAGUCGGUUGGGUGGUGUUUGAUGAGAUUCAUUACAUGCGCGAUAAGGAACGUGGUGUUGUAUGGGAAGAAACCUUAAUACUGCUGCCGGAUAAUGUACGUUAUGUCUUUCUUUCGGCUACUAUACCUAACGCCAGGCAAUUUGCUGAGUGGGUAUGUCACUUGCAUAAACAACCGUGCCAUGUUGUUUACACUGACUACCGCCCUACACCCCUGCAACAUUAUAUUUUUCCAGCUGGCGGUGAUGGAAUACAUUUAAUUGUAGAUGAGAAGGGACAGUUUAAAGAAGAUAAUUUUAAUACUGCCAUGGCAGUAUUGCAAAAUGCCGGUGAAGCUGCAAAGGGUGACCAAAAGGGAAGAAAGGGAGGCAUAAAAGGUGUCAAUUCCGGACAAUCAAACAUAUUCAAAAUAGUAAAAAUGAUAAUGGAACGAAAUUUUGCUCCCGUCAUCAUCUUCUCGUUCAGUAAAAAGGAUUGCGAGGUGUAUGCUUUGCAAAUGGCCAAAUUGGAUUUUAAUACGGCCGAGGAGAAAAAACUCGUCGAUGAAGUGUUCAACAAUGCUCUAGAUGUCUUGUCCGAGGAAGAUCGUCAACUGCCGCAAGUUGAAAAUGUUCUGCCACUGUUAAGACGUGGUAUUGGCAUACAUCAUGGCGGUCUGUUGCCUAUUCUUAAGGAAAUUAUAGAAAUUCUCUUUGGUGAAGGUCUACUUAAAGCCUUAUUUGCAACGGAAACCUUUGCCAUGGGCCUCAAUAUGCCGGCCAGGACGGUACUCUUCACUGCCCCGAGAAAAUUCGAUGGCAAAGAUUUUCGGUGGAUUUCCUCCGGAGAAUACAUUCAAAUGGCUGGACGCGCCGGUCGCCGAGGUCUGGACGACAAAGGUAUUGUUAUAUUGAUGAUUGACGAAAAGGUGUCACCAGCUGUAGGUCGGGGGAUUGUCCAAGGAAAAGCGGAUCCCAUCAAUUCUGCUUUUCAUUUAACCUAUAAUAUGGUUUUAAAUUUGCUGCGAGUUGAUGAAAUUAAUCCGGAGUAUAUGUUAGAGCGGUCAUUCUUCCAGUUCCAAAACCAAUCAUCUAUUCCCGAGCUUUAUAAGGAGGUACAAGAUAAGCAGCUGGAGUUGGAAAAAUUCAAAAUAAAUGAAGAGCAUAGUGUGGCCUCCUAUCAUCACAUUCGCGAUCAGCUUGACUCUUUGGGCAGGCAGUUUCGCAUAUGGAUUACAAAACCUGAAUAUUUAGUGCCGUACCUUCAGCCCGGACGACUUGUCAAAGUGAAAAAUGAUACCGAGGAAUACGAUUGGGGGAUUGUAGUGAACUUUAAGAAGCAAACAAGCAAAACAAAAAAUCCGUUGCAAGCAGAAACUUUAGUAAUUGUUGAUGUUCUACUGCAUGUAUCUGAAGAGUCCUCCAAAUCCGACGAACCGAAGCCUUGCAAAUCCGGUCAAAAGGGAAACAUGGAAGUAGUGCCAGUUGUCCAUAAACUUCUGUCACAAAUUUCUUCCUUGAGGGUAUAUUAUCCCAAUGACUUAAGACCUGCCGAUAACCGACGAAGUGUUUUGAAAACAAUCAAAGAGGUGAAAAAACGUUUCCCCAAAGGACCACCGCUCUUAAAUCCUAUUACAGAAAUGCACAUUACAGAUCCAGAAUUUAAAAACAUUGUUGAUUCCAUAGCCAAAUUUGAAGAGCGUUUAUUUGCUCAUCCAUUGCACAGUUCCCCAGAAUUGGAACGCAUCUAUGCACGCUAUAUGGAAAAACUGAAGGUAAUGGAACAACUGAAAAUCGCUAAAAAUAAACUGAAGGAAGCCCGUAGUCUGCUGCAGAUGGACGAAUUGAAGCAUCGAAAACGUAUACUUCGAAGAAUGGAAUAUUGUACGGCUCAAGAUGUAAUCGAAUUCAAAGGACGUGUUGCUUGCGAACUAAGUUCGGCAGAUGAGCUGUUGAUGACAGAAAUGAUUUUCAAUGGCGUCUUUAAUGAUUUGACAACAGCUCAAUCUGUAUCUUUGCUGUCAUGUUUUGUUUGUGACGAAAAAUCGUCGGAAAAUCCCACAUCUGCAGAAGAACUAUCGGGACCUUUGCGUUCCAUGCAGGAGUUGGCUCGGCGCAUAGCAAAAAUUUCCAAUGAGUGUAAAUUAGAAUUGGACGAAGAGUCAUAUGUUGAUAAAUUUAAGCCCUUUCUAAUGGAUGUUGUACUUGCCUGGUGUAAAGGUACCUCAUUUCUUAACGUUUGCAAAAUGACUGAUAUUUUCGAAGGCUCCAUUAUACGUUGCAUGCGACGCCUUGAAGAACUUUUACGUCAAAUGUGUCAAGCAGCCAAAACAAUUGGUAAUACUGAUUUGGAAAAUAAGUUUUCAGAAGGAAUACGUUUGCUUAAGAGGGAUAUUGUUUUCGCUGCAUCCUUGUAUCUAUAGGACAAAACACUUUUUAAAUGAAACGUAAUAAACCUUGAAAAGGAAUUAUAAUUUUAUAUACUUUUAAUAUUAAAGCAAACUUCUGUUUAUGUCAUUAUACAAUAAGUAAUUGUACGUUUUAUAUGAAAAUACAUUUUAUUUCAAAUCAAAUGAAAUAUCAUUAGUUUUCAAAAAUAUAACAUGUGAGUUAAUCUAAAA